AGGAGCGAGGGUGGUGGAGGAGGAGGAGGUGGUGGAGGAGGAGAGGCGGCGCUGCUGCUGCACGGCGCAAGGGAGGGCGGCUUGCUCCGUGCAACUCUGCGUGUGUCUGUAUGUAUAUAUAUGUGUGUGUGGGUUUGUGUGUGCAGUAGCAGAUUGCAAGCGCUUCAUCUCCACGUUGUGGAGGCAAGAGAGAGGCAACUGGCGCAUUGGAAAACAUAACUCAGACACGCUCCCCUCUCUCCUAUCUCCCUCCCACAUUACUCAAAACAAGCCAGCAGCCACGCCGAUUCGGCUCAGCUCAACUCGGUUCCCUCCCCCGGUGGCCAAGCUUCUUUUGGAAAGCCUCUUGGCGUACAGAAUCAUGAUGAGGUAUUUGUUUUGAACUUGGAGCUGCCUUGAACAUAGUCGAAAGUUACCGGGGUUACAUUUGGUGAGGUGUCACCUUUAUGCUGGAGUGAAGGCCCGGUGGAGGUGGGGUGAUGGACUGUUAAAUAUGCACUCAGAAUGUAGUGACUAUUCAACCCUUGGGGGUCUGAACGGAAUGUCUGUGGAUGAGAAGCCUGAAUCGCCCAUGUAUGUGUAUGAGUCAACAGUGCAUUGUACAAAUAUCCUCCUGUGCCUCAAUGCCCAGCGCAAGCAGGAUAUCCUCUGCGAUGUGACCGUAACGGUGGAGAGGAAGGAAUUCCGUGCCCACCGCGCUGUCCUGGCGGCAUGCAGUGAAUAUUUCUCACAGAAUUUGAUCGGGCAAACAGAACAUGAGCUGGUUAUCACACUGCCUGAGGAGGUCACCGCUAGAGGAUUUAGCCCAUUGUUGCAGUUUGCCUACACUGCGAAGCUAUUACUCAGCAGGGACAACAUUCAAGAGGUCAUGCACUGUGCUCAGGUCCUGCACAUGAACAAUCUGGAGGACUCCUGCUUUCGUUUUCUUGAAGCUCAGCUCUUCAAUGAGAAAGAUGGUUUCAUUUUUUACACCAAAGUGUCACCUUUCCAGCAGUCUGAUGAACAAGAAGUUGGGAACUCCGAAGGUGAGGAAGAGCACAUGCAGUCAGAGACUCAUAAGAUCACCUGUUCUAAGGAAAGAAUAUGUGAUGAGACACUUGGAUGUGAGGCAUCUCCAACGUUACCUGAGAAGGAACCCGCUGUGAUAUCUAUUCCCAUUACAUCAAGUGAUGAUAUGGGACGCUGCCCAAAAUACAGGAAAUAUCAACUAGCUUGCACAAAGCAUAUCAAUAGCACACCACAUACUAGUACCUCAGGUUUUCAAAGCACAUUUAAAGAAGACCGCCCAGUCCAUGCCCAAACACAAGGAUACAGCAAGGCACAGGUAAAAAUAGAACCGCAUGUACCGGAAACCGCUGGAGACAAGCAUUUGUCUGGAGCUGACUCAAAUGCAAUGGAACAUGUUAUAAUUGAUAAGGAAAUAGAUCUUAAACAGUUGAGUCCAAUGUGUGUUGACAGACCUAAAAGUAGAACGCCCCCUUGUUCGAGAUUCACAAAAAAGACUGAUAUGGAAUCUACUGAGAGACAAAGCCCACUGCAACAAACCUUCAACACCGGAACAUCUUGUUCCCUUGAAGAGGGAAUGACUCAGGGUGACCUCAAAACAGAAUACAGGCCUUACAGUGCGAAUCCUGGACUGUCUUGCAUGCCUCAAAAAGAUUGCAGAAGCUUUAUUGCUGGACCAUCUUGUGAAGUGAUUUGCAAGCAAGAACUGGAAUCUGACAGAAAGAGCGUAAUAUUUUCUUCUGGUACCUUGGACACUCCUGCUGCACAUUCAUAUCCUGGUGGGAGUUCACUAGAAACCGAGCUCACUGAACAUGUGCCAAAGGGUUUGUGGACUGGUACUAGCCAGUCACUCCCAUGUUCACAGACUUGUCCUUCUACUGAACUUUCAAUGGAGCCUUUAUUACCACUGAAUUCAUGUAGCAUUCGAUCCACUUGUAACACCAGCUGCCCAGUGCCAAUUAAAGUGUGCCCCCGAUCCCCUCCAUCUGAGACCAGAACCAGAACCUCAAGUUCCUGCUCCUCCUACUCCUUUCCUGAAGAUGGAAGUGGUGGUUCUCCUUGCAGUUUGCCUCAGUUUGAAUUGUCCACAUCUCCCUGUUCACAAGGAACGCGCUUUCUAUCUGCAGAGCAGCAAGACCUCGGUAUGAUGGGGGAUGCAAUGUAUAGUCAAUGUAAACCACCUUUAAAAUGUGAACAGUCGUACGUCACCAACUCAAGUGAUGAGUCUGGGUCAUUUUCAGAAGGGGACAGUGAGUCCUGCUCGACUCGGGAGCAAGGAAAUGAGGUCAAACUCCCCUUUCCAAUAGAUCAAAUCACAGAUCUUCCAAGGAAUGAUUUCCAAAUGAUGGUCAAGAUGCACAAAUUAACCUCUGAGCAGUUAGAAUUUAUCCAUGAUGUCCGCCGGCGUAGUAAAAACCGGAUUGCAGCCCAGCGUUGUCGGAAGCGAAAACUCGACUGCAUUCAGAACUUGGAAUGUGAAAUUCAUAAGUUGCUUUGUGAAAAAGAAAAGUUGCUGACAGAAAGGAACCAGCUGAAUGCUUGCAUGGGAGAACUGUGGGAUAACUUCUCAUGCCUUUGCCAAGAAGUGUGUGGAGAUGUCCAAUUAAGCCCGGAACAAAUGCAGACAUUUUGUCCAGUCUUUCGGCCAGUGGAUGAGCCUGCAGCUACGGGUAGCACCAUCUCGCCCCCUGAUGGAUUGGAGCGGAAGUUUCAGAAAACGCAGUGCACUGGAGAUGGUGUGCAAUGUUGCUCAGAGCAAGCAGGAUCCCAUCAUCAAGACCAGUGGCCGUGCGGCCACAAUGCAGAAGUAUGCACAGCGGGAAAUAUGCAGAGGCUGCUUGACCAAGGAACGUGCUUGGAGAAGAGGCCCUCUUUUGAACAGUGCAGUCAAACUGUGACGGUAGAUUUCUGCCAGGAAAUGGCUGAUAAAUGUACAACUGAUGAACAGCCUAGGAAAGACUGCACCCAGUGACUGAUUCGUUCUUCCCUUUUUUUGUUGUUUUUUUUUUAAAUAAGCAGGAGGUUCACGAUCAGGAUGCAGACAACAUUCAUCUGUUGAUGCUUUUCUCUUUGAUGCACACUACAACAGUCUUAAUCAGCAGCAAUGCUCUGUCCAGGUAUUACUCCUCACAACAGCCGAGGUUUAUCCUCUCAUUGGUGCUAUACCUUGCUUGUGCAGGGAACAUGACAGUGAUAAUGACGCUGUUAUUUUGUUAUGAUUAUUAAUUAUUGUUGUAAGGAGUUUGGCCUUCAUUCUCAAAAAAGAAUGUCAGCCAGCAUCUCAUUUUACCUUGAAGGACCCUACAAAAAAACUCAGUUAUAUCUUUCAACACGUUCAGUGGCUCAUGUCACACACCAACUCAGGAAAUCUUCUGAAUGUUCAACAUGACUCAGUAACAUUAAAGAUGGUUUCUCAUCUAAUAUCUGCACACUGUAAAAUGUACUCCUGCAUCCUCUGUUUUAAUUCAUUAUUAUACUGGAACUCUAUGUUUGCCUUGUACAAAGAAUCUGGUUACAACAUUCCCAUUUUGCCUUCUGCAGAACCUGACCGGAACUUUUAAGAUAUUAGUCAGUUAGAUUUUCACACUUGAGCAAUAUCACCUUCUUUGUACUUA
Molecule: messenger RNA, 3620 nt
Organism: Amblyraja radiata (thorny skate)
Lineage: Eukaryota; Metazoa; Chordata; Chondrichthyes; Rajiformes; Rajidae
Gene: bach2b
Product: BACH transcriptional regulator 2b
Exons: 6
Coding region: 494-2977 (827 amino acids)
Biological process (GO): regulation of transcription by RNA polymerase II
Molecular function (GO): RNA polymerase II cis-regulatory region sequence-specific DNA binding; protein binding; DNA-binding transcription factor activity, RNA polymerase II-specific
Source: RefSeq, a predicted model, not a curated record